This is a messenger RNA of Hypomesus transpacificus, 4659 nucleotides long. RefSeq names its product matrix metallopeptidase 15a (gene mmp15a). Gene Ontology annotation, biological process: proteolysis; collagen catabolic process; extracellular matrix organization. Gene Ontology annotation, molecular function: metalloendopeptidase activity; zinc ion binding. The transcript has 10 exons. The coding region runs from base 669 to 2864 and encodes 731 amino acids. Lineage: Eukaryota; Metazoa; Chordata; Actinopteri; Osmeriformes; Osmeridae. Gene Ontology annotation, cellular component: extracellular matrix. The record is from RefSeq and is a predicted model, not a curated record.
AUGCAGGUUGUUUAGACGGGACUCAGGAGAGAUUGAGAUCUAAUAAUGGAUAUCCUGAUUAUGAUGUAGUGGGUAAUCUAAAUGAGCGUGUAGAUGUUCCCUCUGUAAUUUACAUUAAUGUGGUUUAUUUGAGUUUUAACUUUUGUAUUUUACCUAUCCAUAACAAUACCUCUUCCGUUGCAGCUAAACUACAUCCCUCCCUACCUCGUAUGUUCCAAAGCUGGGUAGUCUUUGUGUGAGGGAGAGAGGAGGGAGCACAACUCCGAUAGCAUUGAGUCCACGAGCGUAUGACAAACGAAAUUACCCUGCAGAGUGAUCCAUUGGGAGAUUAGGAAAUGGUUCUGAACUGAAACCCGCUUCAAAACACGACAGAACAAUCCACGACCACCGCAGCAGGGGGGAAUUUGCAAUUGGACAAUGCUGAGUUUAUGUUGAACUUUUACAAGUUAAUUUAUAACGGAUUAGGUGCGCUGACAUCCCUAAAAUGGACAGCGGUUGAAGCGGAGUGUAGUCUAAAAAAUAUAUUAAUUUAGAAUUCAACCAACAGCGAGUGAGUUUCAUACUUAGGACAAUAUCGCGUAGGGCAUCUAUCUGAAGGCUAUAUCCAAAUCUUCUGUUACGCUACAUCGACCUGCAACUGUUUCGUGGCGAGCAGGAAGCGCUCAAAAAUGGCAUCUCUCAGGAGAUGCUGCUCUACUCCGGGGCUUCGGACACUAAUUAUGGCCUUUUUCGUCCUGCUCCUGUGCAACAGGCUUGUGGCCCAUGAGGAGGAGGAAGAUCCUCUCAACGCCGAGUCAUGGUUGCGGAGGUUUGGCUACCUGUCCCAAGCCAGCAGACAGAUGUCCACCAUGCAGUCGUCGCAGAUCCUGUCCAAGGCCAUUGGAGACAUGCAGCGUUUCUAUGGGCUGGAGAUCACUGGGGAGAUGAACCAUGCCACGUUGAUGGCCAUGAAGAAACCUCGCUGUGGUGUUCCUGACAGGCCCUCGGAGCAGCAGAGUGAGGCGGGGGCCAGGAGGAGGCGCUAUGCCCUGACAGGACAGAGAUGGGAUAAGAACCACCUCACCUACAGUAUUAAGAACCACACCCCCAGGCUGGGAGAGGAGCGGACCAAGGAGGCGAUCCGCCAAGCCUUCCAGGUGUGGGGAGCAGCCUCUCCCCUGACCUUCCAGGAGAUUCACUCCCAGGAGCUUCACUCCCAGGAGCUUCCCUCCCAGGGCUUCAUCAACAGCAGCCAGGAGUACUUCGACAUACAGCUACUCUUUGCCAAUGGUUACCAUGGAGACAUGUCACUGUUCGACGGCGAAGGGGGUUCAUUGGCUCAUGCCUUCUACCCGGGCCCCGGGAUCGGUGGAGACACACACUUCGACGCAGACGAACCAUGGACACUGGAUAACCAUGACCCGGCAGGUAUAGACCUAUUCCUGGUUGCGGUGCAUGAGCUGGGCCAUGCUCUGGGCCUGGAGCACUCUGACAGCUCCUCGGCCAUCAUGGCUCCCUUCUACCAGUACAUGGACACUCGCAACUUCUCUCUGCCACAGGAUGACGUGGAGGGCAUUCAGGAUAUAUAUGGCCCUCCUGACAAUGCACCAACUGAUGCUCCUCCCACAACCACUCCUGACUCCCCUGACGACAAACCCCCUACCAACCAUCCUGACACCGCUCCCCAGGACCCCACCACCUCUGACAUCCCCAAUGACCAGCCCGGCCCCACCAACGCCCCGGACCCUUCGCCUCAACCAGAGCCUAGCCCCUCCCACACACCUCAAGACCGCCCCCUGCCCAGCACCACGGCCCCUCAGCCUGAACCCAUCACUCCCUACGUUCGGGUGGAGUUCCCCCCUCCACCUCCACCCCCCAGGCCACCCAAGCAACCUGAUCAGGUCCCUGAUAUAUGUGACGGGGACUUUGACACGGUCACAAUGCUGAGAGGGGAGAUGUUCGUCUUUAAGGGUUGUUGGUUCUGGCGGGUCAGGAGGAACCGGGUUCUGGACAACUAUCCCAUGCCCAUCUCUGUGUUCUGGGUCGGACUGCCCCAGGACAUCGAUGCAGCAUACGAACGCCAUGAUGGGAAGUUUGUCUUCUUCAAAGGAGAUAAGUACUGGGUGUUCCGCGAGGCAGAUGUGUUGCCAGGUUACCCUCAGCCCCUGGAGGAGUAUGGUAGGGGGGUCCCGGGCCACAGCAUCGACACAGCCAUCUGGUGGGAGCCCACAGGCUACACCUAUUUCUUCAGAGGAGACAGGUAUUGGCGCUACGAUGAGGAGUUGCGUGCAAUCGAGUCAGGCUACCCUAAACCAAUCAGCCGCUGGGGCAAUGUCCCGCCCUCUCCACGGGGAGCCUUCCUCAGUGAAGAUGGCGCCUACACCUACUUCUACAAAGACUCGUUCUACUGGCGCUUUGACAACGUAAAGAUGGAGGCAGACCCAGGCUCCCCGCGCUCCAUCCUCAAGGACUACAUGGGCUGUCAUAGUGCCACACACCCUGACCCCCACACGCACACCGAUACAGACACAAACACGGACAGAGACACACACACCGAUGCGGGCACAGGCACAGACAAGGAGAGGAAGUGGCCUGGUGUGAACCAGCCCCCCGUUACAACGGCUCCCAACCCAGAUGGAGACAAGGACUCCGGAGCUGGGAGAGAGUACGACGAAGAGGAAGACGAGCAGGAGAAGGACGUGAACGUGGUGGUGAGGUUGGCCGACAAUGACUCCAAGGUCAUGACCCUGAUCAUGGUGACGGUGCCGCUCGUUCUAAUCCUGGGGAUUUUGAUCCUGGUGUACGCCAUCAUUAACUCCCUGCAGAAGAAGGAGACUCCCAGGCUGCUGGUUCACUGCAAACGAUCUCUACAGGACUGGGUCUGAGGAUGUUGUUAGUAAACACACCCUCACUGUCAAAUGCACAUACUCGUACACUCAGUCACACAGUCAAAUGUAAACACACACACACACACACUUUUUUGCAUUGAAAACACACAUCAUUUUACAUGCCCCGACAAAGGUAUAUGCAGUGUACACACACAAAAAACACAAUCUUUCCCUGACCAUGGUGCUUUAGCUGACCUUGACCCUGUUUAAAACAGACCAUUUUGGUCUUUUGCACUUUUAUGACCCACGUUUUAUAUGUUUUAUCUUUGUUUUUGUCACAGCUGCAGUUUGUGUGUUUUUUACCCAAACAUGACCUAGGUCCUGUUACUGUACCCAGAAACAUAAAACCUUGUUGGUGUGGUCCAACCAGCAAUGGAAUGACUAUGACUGACACACAUGCACGCACACACACACACAGCUGUGUUCAUAUAACAAAAAGCCCCCCCCCCCAUUUCCCUGCUGUGGUCCUCUCUACAGCCAAAACAGACAGGGCUGUAUUCAAGUGGAGGGACAUCUAUAUUAAUACUGUGUUUUAAGCCCCCUUAAGUCGGAUAAAAUGCAAGUGUUGUAACGACUUGUGGUAGAAGCGACGUCUCUGUGCAUCUACAGUACGUAUAGCUGCUCUAAAGGUGUGCCUGGUGGAAUGGAGGCUGGAUCUGGUUUGCAUUACACAGAUGUUGUCCAUUUAGUCAUUCUGGGUGGAAGGGGCUGGAGAGGGGAUGGGUAAAGAGAGGAGAGGAAGGGAGGGAGACGGAGAGAAGGGAAUGGUAGUCUGUCCAGCAUUGACUUUUGUCUGAGUUACAAGUUCUUUGGUGCGGGGGUGGGGGGAGGAAGGGUGAGGGGGAGUGGAGGAGGGGGUGAGGGCUUUGCUGGCAUUGUGCCUCGUGACCUAGAUUGGCGAGCUCCGCUCCUAUUUUUUUAUGGUCAUAUUUUUGGGGGGGUUAUGAGAGGGCUGGCUGGAGGGGGGAUCUGUGGGACCUGCUCCCUCUUCCCCUUGCCUAUUUUCGUACUUUUCUCUACUCUCCAAUUCUAUCAACCUCCAUUCGUUCUCUCCCUUUGUUUCCCUUCUUUAAAAGAAAAGUGUUAGAGCUGAAAAUUAAACAAUGACUGUGCCUUUUUUUGUUACUGAGUAGUUAAUCAGGGGUUUUGUUAAAGUAGCUGGUGUCUGUGUGUUAUUUGAAUGUUUAUAACUUUGUUUAAAAAUGUUUGGUUGCUCUCCUUCAACAGAGCCCCUUCCAUGGGCCUCCUGUUAUUGCCAAGUCCCCUCUACCCCAAAGUGCUUUUUUCUUCCUUGCGCAGACACACAGACACACACACACACAGAUAUAGUGAAUUUGCCUGUAGUAGAAAUCAUAAUAGCAUACAUACACACAGGCCCAGCUUAAUAUUAUGCAUACCUAGAGAACUAUUGCCUUGAUGUGUACAAUUAUGGGACCAAUAAAGAUCUUUAGCUACAUGAGGGUUUUCCUCAGCAAAGCCACUAUGCACAUGUAUGAUUUACACAAUGCCUGUUAAUGGGUUUUGUAUCGCCUGUGUUCUGUACCAUGUGUGCUGUUUGAUAAAUUGUUUGUUUGAAUGGAAACUAAUACAAAAAUGACUUUUUCUAUGUUGGUUUUACAGAAUAAUCGUUUUUUGUUUUGUUUAUUCCAUUUAGAUUUGUUUUUGUACAUUUGUGUUCACAGAGACACAGUAGAAUGAUGCAUGCAGGGCAUGUUCUGUAGAGCCUAUACACAGAUGUUACUGUAGGACUAACGUGUUGUUAUAAGUUCACAAUAAAACCUGAAUAAAGACA